AUGCUGCGUCUAGCCAGGCCUGCGGGCGCUUCAUUGCGCAGGCAGUUGCUUGCGCAAGCUGUGCCAUCCCCACGGAGAAAGUUUGCUGAGGGGAAAGACUCAAUUCUAAGCUCCGAUCCCGCCUUCAUACGAGGAACCCAGAGUUCUGCUGCUCCCGUCAGGACAGAAGUUCCCUUGGGCCCUGGAGGUCCUGGCAGCCCAGCUCCUAAAGUUUCUACUCCCGCAACACCCUCUUCUUCCUCUACAGUGCGUCCUGAAAAUGUUCUAUUAGCACCGCCUAACCCGCUCAAGUUUCAGACGGGACCCCCUACAACUUCCUCUUCUGUGAGCCCGGCAGAACCUACCACGCCACCUCCAGCACAGAAGCCGACUCCUCCACCUCCAAAACGGUUCAGACGACUCCGACUUUUGUUCUACCUUUUCCUUCUCAGUGCUGUCACCUACGGAGGAGCUGUAUGGUACGCUUUGAGGAAUGACAACUUUCACGAUUUCUUCACCGAGUACAUACCUUUCGGUGAAGAAGCAGUCUUAUAUUUCGAAGAGCGGUCCUUUAAAAAGAGAUUUCCACAUGCGAGACAUAAUGUGGUGAAAAUUCCUCGACCCGAGAGACCUGAAGAUAAUAAAGUCACAAUUCCCCAGAAAUCUGGACUAUCAUGGCGGGUCGCACAAGAUACUGAGUCCCAGGGCAGUGAUCUGACGCAAAAGGGCAAGCAUAUGAGUGCAUUGGAUGCAAACACACCAGCAUCAGGCCAGAGUGUCAAGGAUGCCAAAGCUGAUCCGAAAGGGGCAACAUCCAAGGAGAUCAGCGCCGCCGUUGAAACUGCAAAGAAGGACUCGGGAGUGAAACAAGAACCCAAGCCGAAGGAUGUGCCCGAACCUCUUCCUCCCUCUCCGGCCGGUACUCCCUCUGAAGCAUCGAUGCCGAGCCCAGCGACUCCAAGUCCAAAAUCUGACGAACGACCACCGGCUAUUCCUCCUGUAACUCACAUCUCGCCCCUUUCCGUUCCCAAUGCGGACGAACCCGUCGUGCGAGAACUGAUUAAGAUCGUGAACGACCUUGUUACGGUUGUGAACUCCGAUUCAGCCGAUACUGCGAACAAAUACUCCUCCCCAAUGGCUAAAGCCAAAGAAUCUCUCGAGGCCGUUGCCAACCAAAUCACCCUCCUUCGUGAGGCCGAACGCAAAGCAGCCGAGGAACGAGUCCAGCAAGCCCACAAAGAAUUCGACGAAGGUGCCAAACAACUUCUCAAGCGAAUUGAGACCCUCCAAGCUGAAGAAGACGCUAAGUACCGGGAAGAGUUCGAAACUGAACGCGCUCGCCUUGCACGGAUCUACGAAGAAAAGCUCAAGACCGAAAUCGAACGAAGCACGGAAUUGGCAGAACAACGGCUCAAGAACGAACUUGCCGAGCAAGCCAUCGAGAUGAAACGCGAUUUUGUCGCGCAGAUCAAAUCGCUUGUGGAAUUGGAACGGGACGCCCGCCUCUCCAAACUGUCUGACUUGAGCUCUAAUGUGGACAACCUCACUGAACUCACCUCGAAUUGGAACGGUGUGAUCGAUGCCAAUCUUGCGACUCAAAAGCUCCAAGUGGCAGUUGAUGCCGUCCGCUCUGCACUGGCACGGUCCGCUGCCUCUGAUGCGCGUCCCAAAGCAUUCGUUCGUGAGAUGGCAGCAUUGAAGCUGGUGGCCGAUGGCGACCCUAUUGUCGAUGCCGCCAUCGCAUCUAUCAACCCAGCCGCCUACCAGCGCGGUAUCCCGAGUCAGUCACAACUGAUUGAUCGCUUCCGUCGCGUAGCCAGCGAGGUGCGAAAAGCCAGCCUUCUCCCUGAAGAUGCCGGCAUUGCGUCCCACGCCGCCAGCAUCGUGUUGUCGAAAGUGCUCUUCAAGAAACACGGCCAGCCUACGGGUGAGGAUGUAGAGAGCAUUCUCGCCCGAACAGAGACAUUGUUGGAAGAAGGCGAUCUUGAUGCCGCAGCACGUGAGAUGAAUUCCCUUGCGGGUUGGGCUAAGGUAUUGAGUCGGGAUUGGUUGGGUGACGUGCGGAAAGUCCUGGAAGUCCAACAGGCGUUGGAUGUCAUUGAGACGGAAGCCAGGUUGCAGUGUUUGAGAGUGGAGUAG
This is a messenger RNA of Rhinocladiella mackenziei CBS 650.93, 2118 nucleotides long. RefSeq lists its product as uncharacterized. The transcript has 2 exons. The record is from RefSeq and is a predicted model, not a curated record. The coding region runs from base 1 to 2118 and encodes 705 amino acids. Gene Ontology annotation, cellular component: MICOS complex. Gene Ontology annotation, biological process: cristae formation. NCBI's taxonomy places the organism in Eukaryota, Fungi, Ascomycota, Eurotiomycetes, Chaetothyriales, Herpotrichiellaceae.